UGGCCGCCGGGCGAGCGACUGCCUGCAACAGGAACCUAAUCGGUUUGACACUUGCCCAGCGCGCGAUAACACGAUAACCUUACCUCUAACAGGAAUUGCUAUACUAUAAACAUUUGAACUUUUUUCACUUUUCAACUGAAUUCAUCAAUAUAUUAGACAUUUUUUGUGUUGUGCAAGAGACUUUUUGUGAAAAUUUCGUGUGUUUGUGACAAGGAAAAAGACACUCGGAAGGUUGUGAAUUUACGCUUCGUUAACUCGGAGGAGAAAAGCCGAAAAAAGAUCGUCGCUUACAUCCGCUCAUUGGAGUGAUAAAAUUUAUGACAAACGAUUUUCCGAUGACUGACUUCAAUAUACCACUUCUUUAUAUUAAGUGGACAGCAUGACUUGGUGGGCGCGAGCACGCAAGAAGAGUUUAGUGUCAAGAUGAAAGGGCGAUGCGGGGCUCGCUGGGCGGGACGCGACGCCGCGUGAUGCCGGGCGGCGCGACGCCCGCACGCGCCCGCAGCGCGUGAUGCGCGCGGACCGCGCCGCGCUCUACGCGUGGCUCGUCUGCUGCGCCGUCGCGCUCUCCACGCACAAGUACAGCACGCGCGUCGUUCGCACCAAAUACGGACCCCUACGGGGCAUUGUGGUCCAUGCACACCCGCAAGUAGAGGCUUACUUGGGAGUGCCGUAUGCCACACCUCCCCUCGGUAGCCUUAGAUACAUGCCGCCUGUGACGCCGUCUCAGUGGCGUACUCCACGGCUGGCAGACGCCGCGGGUCCCGCCUGCCCGCAGCGUCCGCCCCCCGCCGCCCCAUGGGACGACGCCUUGCUCAUCCACCCGCGCGCUCGAAUCAAGCAGAUUGAGAGACUGCUACCCAUGCUUACUAACCAGAGUGAAGAUUGCCUUUAUGUCAACCUGUACGUGCCUGUAACUGGUGCAGAGAUGGAGUCUGAGAAAGCAAGAUUGCCAUGUCUUUUGUUCGUGCACGGGGAAUCUUAUGAAUGGAGUUCGGGCAAUGCGUACGACGGAACAACUUUAGCCGCACAUGGCAACAUCAUUGUAGUUACUAUCAACUUUAGAUUAGGUGUUUUGGGUUUUUUAAAAACUGGUGCUAAAGGGUCAGCGCAGGGUAACUUUGGCCUAAUGGAUUUGGUUGCCGGACUGCAUUGGUUACGUGAAAAUCUACCUGCUUUUGGAGGUGAUCCUGAAAAGGUGACUCUGAUGGGUCAUGGUACUGGUGCCGCAUUGGCUAACUUCUUGGCCGUAUCACCUGUAUCUAGAGAGCUGCUGAGGCGUGUCAUUUUGUUAAGCGGAUCCGGACUCAGUUCAUGGGCACUGCAAAGGGAUCCUCUGUCAAUAAAACGAAAGGUGGCAGAGCAUACCGGUUGCCAUGGUGACCUUCUAGAAGAUGAUAUAGCACCCUGCCUCCGCAACAAGCCUCUGAGUGAUUUGCUGUCUGUUCGGUUGGAUCCUCCAAGAUUUCUUGCAGGCUUCGCACCAUUUGUUGACGGAACAGUAAUAGUUAAUCCUUCCCAUGCACCCCCUCCCACGGAUAGUUCGCGGUUAGGGGCCGGCGCGGCGGCUGUGGCCAGCGCCGCCGGUCAUGAAUUAGCCGACUUCCCGCACAGAGAACUGCUUUUUGGACUCACUACUACGGAGUCUUACUUGGAAUUCAAUGCUCAAGACUUGGAGUUUGGCUUCAAUGAGAGCCGCCGCGACCGCAUUCUGCGUACAUUCGUCCGAAACGCUUAUUACUACCAUCUCAACGAGAUUUAUUCAACUCUCAAAAACGAGUAUACUGACUGGGAUAAACCCGUGCAGAAUCCGCUGAGUGUUCGUGACGCUACUCUAGAGAUUCUUAGCGAUGGCCGCACGGCAGCGCCUUUAAUAAGAUUGGGAUACCUCCACGCUUUACGUCGCGGUUCAACCUAUUUCACACAUUUUCACUACCUUUCUCCAGAGAAGGACUAUCCGCAGCGACCAGGAUCGGUGCACGGCGAGGAGGUACCAUUCUACCUUGGAAUGCCAUUAUCUCAGGCCUACCAUCACUUGAACUUUACAUUACAAGAACAGCGUGUGUCGAAAUUAUGUAUGCAUUAUGUGGCUAAUUUUGUUCGUUAUGGGAACCCAAAUGAUCCCUCAGCGACUCCACCACCAAACCCAAUGUUAGGUGAACCUGUCGCAGUAGGCCCUGAUGAUAUCCCUUACUGGGACACCUACGAUACAAUAAACCAACUUUAUAUGGAAAUGAGUACUAAGCCUGGUAUGAGAAGUCAUUAUCGUGGUCAUAAAAUGUCAUUAUGGUUAUCACUGAUCCCACAACUGCACCGACCUGGUUCCGAUUUGCCUGACGCCGCCAUGAGGCACCAUCACUUUCAAGAUGACAGCCAAAAUUAUUAUGAAGGAGCAGUUAGAGAGCAAUCGAUGUCAAGAGCUCACGUUCCACACGUUAUAAAUAUUGGACGUGGUGGUGAUAAAACUACGCCUUCGAGUCGUUCUGCAUCACCGAAACCAUCUCCCGCCCCUCCAGCUUCAACUGAAUGUCCACCAAACGCUACAGUCACCCCCAUACAAACUGAUGACGCACUUCUACGAAGACUUGCCUCCUCGCAUUACCAGUCAUAUACAGCAGCUCUCACCGUUACAAUUGCCGUGGGAUGCUUUUUAUUGCUACUUAACGUACUGAUUUUUGCUGGGAUUUAUCAUCAAAGAGGGACGCGACCUCGAAGAUGCAAAGAUGAUCUUACUGAGGCGGGAAGUUCUUCAUCGUCUGAUAAUUAUGACGCAAAAAUUGAUUAUGAUGUAAGAGCCUUUGAGGGGAAAGGGUUUGGCUUUGAUUGUAAGUCGGCUCAUGUGCCGCGUGGGUCAGGUUCCAAAUUUGAUUUACGAACUUUGUCAGACUGUGGUGAACCAACUUUCGGUGAAUAUAGUUGUUAUGAUGAAAAACAUUUGGCCGCAAGGAGAUCCUUGCCAGAUGUGAGUGUUGGUAGUGCCAUUGACGCUGGUAAUGUUGUGUGUAUAGACACACAAAAACCAGAUAUACAAAGAAUAGAAGCACGCAUUCAAGAAGCUGUAAGCAGGACUAGUACUUUCGAGCCUCGGGUUGUUGAUAGUUCGACACAAGUGAAGUUUGGCCCUUUAUGUGAUGGCCAGGAAGUCCUCUCCGAUUCAAAUGGGGAUUCCGAAGGUGCAGCUGGUUCAGGUAUUUUAAGAGUUCCACCUGCACCAACAACACCAGCUCCUCCUGGUAUUAUGAAGAAAAGAGUUCAAAUACAAGAGAUAUCAGUAUGAGAUUUGGAGAAAUUAGACACUGCGGAAGUGGUUGUUAAUGAAAGGACUGAAUUAUAAAGUGAAAAACGUUUUAUGAACGUUAUACUUAAUAAAUGUAUAUAAUGUAAAUUGAAACAAAUCUUAAUGUUUGUAAAUAUGUGAAUUGUUGUUCGCACUGUUUCUGAUAUGAUGCAUACAAAUCAAAUAAAUAAAGCUUGGUAUGCUUUAAGCGAUAGAUAGGAUGUUUUUUGAUAUUAAAAUAAAUACAGCAAUAACACUGAUUUUUGUUACUUAAAAUUUAAAUUAUGGACGCCCUAACUAUAUUUUAUUACUUAUAAAAAUAUAGGAUAUCUUUUACGAUCAUAUUAUUCUGAAACGUUAAUGAGACAGAUACAGUAAAGAGAGAGACAGUAAAUUUGACCGGGGUCCAUAUUACCGGCUUGUAAACCAUUUAGCUAUGAAAAUAUAUAGGUUACAAUAAUACAGACUGCGGCACAUUUGUUACAAUUUAAGUAUCCUGUUUUUACAUGAAAUGUGUGAAUAUUACAAUAAUAAUAUUAGAAGUGUACUAAGACUAACUUGCCAAUGUAGGUGUAUAUAUCAAAGUGUUUCAAAGUUGUAGUAAUUAUUAAGAACAAUGCGUAUGUUGUGAUUUUUUGUAAAUUUAAUUUAAGUAUGAUACCUAAAAAGUGUGUAGUUUUUGAUAAGUAAACGUAUAAACUAAAUACUUGAUACUUUAUGGACGAGCAAUAUCAAAUUCUUAUUAAAUAUGUUGAGGUGAACAGGGUAAAACAGUUUCCAUCAAUUGAAUGAAUUUGUGAAAUACGAUUCAUACAAGAAAUCAUAUUUUAAAAUAUUAAAUAUAAAAGUUUCAGCCGUAUUUGUAAUCCUUUUAGAUAUCCGUUUGAUUUUUUUUAAUCAAUCGCCUUUACUUACUUCGUCUUAGGUUUUUUUAGUUUUAUACGCAUAUCUCACUUUCAAAUCGCUGAAAAUGCGCAAAUCCCGCUGCAAAUAAAUUUAUCUAUGUACAUGUUUAAACGAAGCAAAAUUAAUUCGAUUCAAUCAAUUUAACGUAUAAUGAAUCGUAUUUACAAUAUUGUUUCCGCACUAUCUAAUCUUUGAUAAGAUCGCUAUAUCAUGAAAUGAAACAAAUGACAGGCGGGUGACCCUGUACUUCGUAAAAAUAAUAUCUUAAAUUGUUGGAAAAUAACAGCUUAUAGAUACUUAAUUUGCUCUGUGUUCGUCCAUAAUUUAUCUUUGCAGGAAUUGAUGAGCAUUAAGUAUUUAAAAAUCUAAAUUGAAUGAUUUAAUAUUAAGUAAAGUAUCCAUAUUGUGACAAAAUGUUCUGUUGUUAAUUAUUUGCCAUAUUGAUUAUAUAAAUUAGAUAUCUUCCUAAAAGGAAUUGCAUAUUAGUAUUUUAAAUAUUUAACCACUUGAUUAUGGUUAAUGUUUUAAGAUUUUAGACUUUAAAUAUUAAAGUCGAUGGUUUUAGGUUUACAGGUAUGAUGUAUGCGCAUUUAAUCAUUGAAAAUAUCUUAUUAAAGUACAUAUAAUCAGUCACUUUCUCUUUUGUCGUUACCUUUUUUGUAUGAAAGUUGAUGUAGUUCUCUCAAUACAAUUAAAACAAAUUAAUAUCAAAUAAAAUUCAUUAUUGGAUCAGCUCUGAUCUGUGAAUCUGUCGGUAUUGCUGUUAGUAAUUACGAGUAAGUUAAUAUUCCCGUCGGGAUAACUUCAUUUUAUUUAGUAUAAUCUUAAAUCCGAGCCUAUGAUUUAGUUCAAAUAAUAGCAUAUGUACAAAAAACAUUUGCUUUCAUUUAUAUAGAGAAGCAAAAAAUCUAUAUUCUUGUGGAUAACCCAGCUCAUGAGUGUUCCUAUUAAUUUGAAACAGUUCAGAUACUUUUAGUGCAACUUUAUAACAUUUCACGAAAAAGUAACACCCUGAUUAUUACAUUGCAACGAUUUGAUAAAUUAUUUAACUCGAUGCCAAAUGUUAAAUUUGAACGUUAAUUAAUAAUUCUGGUAUAUAAUUACUGCUUUUGACAGUGUUUAUAGCAGGUGUAUUUGUUGACUGUUGAACGUUGAUGUAGCAAGUGUGGCAUGCAAACGCAAUAUUGCGAUAACACCCAUUUUUAUUAUAUUUUAUUUAUUCAAAUCAAAUGACUGAAAAUAGGUGAAAAAAUAAUUUAAUCGUUUCAAAUCUGCGCCGGAGAUGAACACAAUUUGUAGUGUAUACAUUUAUCUUUAUAAAUAAGACAUCUGAGACAAAUUCUUGGUUAUGAUGAUAAAUUAAUUUAUAAGAUCAAUUUGUGUAUGUAAGUAUUAGGAUUGUAAAAUAAACAAUUUGUUAUUGUCCAAAACAUGAACCUUUUCUUUUUACACUUGUUAUGUAAUUUGAAGUUUAAAAAAAUGAUUUUAAGCUGCUUGUUGCUAUUAAUAAAAUAUAUUUAAUGAUUUCUUCAAAGUUUAUUUGUCGACUAUGUAUUAACUCUAGUGAAUUGAGUGUAUAGCUUAUAUAAACAUUAUUUAGAUGCAAUAAGAUCAGUUGAAAAUUGGUUUUAAUUGAAUGUAAAUAAUUUAUGAUGGCAUUUUGUUACAGUCUGGUGUUAUGUGGAGUGCGUAAAACAUAGUAUUGAAUAAAAUUUUGAAA
Molecule: messenger RNA, 5903 nt
Organism: Pieris rapae (cabbage white)
Lineage: Eukaryota; Metazoa; Arthropoda; Insecta; Lepidoptera; Pieridae
Product: neuroligin-1
Exons: 15
Coding region: 512-3277 (921 amino acids)
Biological process (GO): synaptic vesicle endocytosis; chemical synaptic transmission; neuron cell-cell adhesion
Cellular component (GO): cell surface; synapse; postsynaptic membrane
Molecular function (GO): neurexin family protein binding; signaling receptor activity
Source: RefSeq, a predicted model, not a curated record